AUGAGGAGUAUAUUUGUGCGUAAAUUAACUCCAUUACUGAAAGAGGCAUUGUCGGAAAGGAUCGUGGAUUUUGAUUUUUGCAUACCUCACAGCCAAGAAUCUCCUAUGCAGGGCUGCCUUAAUACGGAGCCGGUGAAUGGCUUCGUAUCGUGCAGCGACUUAUUGCAAUUUUAUCGACCGGUCGUACUGGCAGCACAGUGGGAAGUGCAUGAGAAACCAAUCGUUUUUCCAACGGAAGACGAUGUCUCAGUGUUACUUGGUCUUCGACUUGCCCCAAAAUGGAACAAUCCAUUGACUCGUGGGCCACCAGCUAAAUCUGCAGAAGCGGCACAUUUUCGUGAAUUCUGGGGUGAUCGAUGUGAGCUGCGCAAAUAUCCGGAUAAUGCAAUUUGUGAAACAGUCGCAUGGAACUCCCCGGAUGUCCCGCUUCUCAUCUGC
Molecule: messenger RNA, 438 nt
Organism: Gongylonema pulchrum
Lineage: Eukaryota; Metazoa; Nematoda; Chromadorea; Rhabditida; Gongylonematidae
Source: the annotation of a GenBank genome assembly